Molecule: messenger RNA, 372 nt
Organism: Fomitiporia mediterranea MF3/22
Lineage: Eukaryota; Fungi; Basidiomycota; Agaricomycetes; Hymenochaetales; Hymenochaetaceae
Product: kinase-like protein
Exons: 3
Biological process (GO): protein phosphorylation
Molecular function (GO): protein kinase activity; ATP binding
Source: RefSeq, a predicted model, not a curated record
GUGAAAGAAUAUGACCUUUGGCAUCGGCUAAGGCAUCCUAACAUCCUCCCGUUGGAGGGUAUCUGUUAUCCUCAUCCUGACAGCAACAUCCCGGCGUUCGUUUCCUGCUGGCAGGAGAAUGGGCGAAUCAAGGAUUUCGUCAAGGAGAGGCCAUAUAUUGACUACAUACGACUAGUACGUAUGGUUGAAGGCAUUGCUGAGGGGGUACGUUAUCUCCAUGAAAACAAGAUUAUUCAUGGCGACCUAAGAGCUGCGAACAUACUAAUCUCAGAUACUCAAGAGGCAUUAGUUACAGACUUUGGCAUUGCUAAGGUUGACAGUGGAGACGGAGUCCAGAUUUCUUCUGCGUUUCAAGGGAACGUCCGUUGGAUG